AUGUCUACCACAACACCACUGAAUGUUGAAAAAGAAGAACCUAAGUAUAUUGCUAUGAGAAAUAAGCUUAUUGAAAUUUCUCGACAAUUAACAAUAGCAAAAAAGUUAUUACUUCAACACUGUCCUGAAAGAUUAGACUCAGAAGGGAAUGUCCUCAAAAAUUACAAAAGUAAAAAAGAAAAGAAACCUAAAAAAAAUCAGAUAUCUUCUAACAGACGAGUAUUUGUUAAAAAAUCUUCUAUCUUUGAAUUUAGUAAAAAUGUUGGUGGGUGCAAUGUUAUUACUCGUCAGUUAACUAAAACUGCAUCUGAAUUAGAUAAAUUCGAUAAAACUACUUCACUUUCAACUAAAAGAUACAAAUUUAAAAAUAAUGAAGUAGCGCAUUGUUAUGGUUGUAAUAAACUUUGUGCUUCAAUGCAUCCUGUGUACGUCUACUCAUGUAGAAAUUGUGGUGAGUUAUUCCAACAAAACAGAAAUUUAACAAGAGACUUAUCUAAUACAGUGUCAUUGGUUAUUGGUUGUAGAACUAAAUUAGGACAUCAAGUUACUUUAAAAUUACUUCGAGCUGGUAGUACUGUGAUUGGAACAACAAGAUAUCCUGAAGAUACAAAAAUUUUAUUUUCUCAGUACGAAGAUUACGAAAUAUUCAAAGACCGAUUAAUCAUUUAUAAUAAAGGAUUAGAUCUUGACACCAACCAUUUAGAAAAUAAUUUUAGAGACCUUAAAGAAUUCAUUGAACAAAAAUAUGGACAUUUAAAUCAUUUUAUUUUCUGUGCUGCUCAAACUAUUCGAGUAAGAGAAAAAGAACGAAAUAGAGUAAAAGAAGAAAUGAAAGAAACAAACAGAUAUGGAGAUGCAAAAUUUGUAAAAGAGACUAAUAUAAAUUCAUGGAAAAUGACAAUAGAAGAUUUAAAUCAAAAAGAAAUGGAAGAGGUAAUAAGAAUUAAUUCUAUUGCACCAACGUUAUUAACUAAAAUGUUGAUUCCAUUAUUAAAAAAGUCAACAAUCAUACCAUACAUUAUUUUUGUACAUGCAAGGGAAGGUGUUUUUCAGUGUCAUAAAACAAAAUAUCAUAUUCAUACAAAUAUGGCUAAGGCAUCAUUGGCAAUGCUUACAUUAUGUCUUUGUUCAAGUAAUAUAAUAACGGAAAACGGAUUACCAUUUUCUGUUCAUGGAUGUGAUCCUGGAUGGAUUUCAGUUGAUGAAUAUUACGAAAAUGAUAAACCAUUUGAAGUUGCACCUUUAGAUGAAGUUGAUGGAGCCUCAAGGGUCUUAUAUCCAUUAUUUAAAGAAUUAAGAAGUGAAUCAAAAACACGCAGACAUUAUACCAACUUAACUUUUUAA
Entamoeba dispar SAW760 is the source of this 1344-nucleotide messenger RNA. RefSeq lists its product as uncharacterized. The transcript has a single exon. The record is from RefSeq and is a predicted model, not a curated record. Gene Ontology annotation, biological process: fatty acid catabolic process. Bases 1 to 1344 code for a protein of 447 amino acids. Lineage: Eukaryota; Evosea; Mastigamoebida; Endamoebidae. Gene Ontology annotation, molecular function: 2,4-dienoyl-CoA reductase (NADPH) activity.